Molecule: messenger RNA, 1344 nt
Organism: Heterobilharzia americana
Lineage: Eukaryota; Metazoa; Platyhelminthes; Trematoda; Strigeidida; Schistosomatidae
Source: the annotation of a GenBank genome assembly
UUUGACUGGCGCGUGAUACGAGAGACUUCUAAUGCUAGCGGUUGAUUGUCAUGAGGAUUGCUAUGAACAAAGAUGGCCAAAGGUGAACACGAUUGUAAAGCGUAUCCUAAAUACUGAGAAUGUCAGUAGAGAUGAGUGGCAAAAUAUGUUUGCUGAUGUGCAUUAUAUUGUAUCAUGGCAAGAGUCAGCAACACCAGCUAUUAUUUCUUCACUCACAGAGACCGUUAGAGAGUCGAUUAUGAGGGUUCAGCAGGAUGAGUCUUCGCUAUUAAAAUCCUAUAUUGCUCAAUGGAAUAAGUUUUCUAAACAGAGCGAAUAUCUCCCUCAACCAUUCAGUCCGCUAGAAAACUAUUUGGUUGGGAAGCAUCUCAAUGGUCCGAACAAACGUCAUCUUCAGGAAAGUACUAUCAGAAAACUAAUGCUCGAAACAUGGAACAGUACAAUUUACGAGUCCAUCAAGCAGAAACUGCUGGAUAGUGCUAUUAAGCUCAUACAAGAUGAGAGGUGUGGUCAAGUCAUUGACUCACAGCUUGUCAUAGGCGUUCGCGAGUCAUGCGUGAUCCCAUAUUACCCGCUCAGGUUAGCGGCAUAUCAGUUUGUUUACGUUGCCUUCUCGAUCGCAUCCGUAUUGAUUGUUACUGGCGUCGGUGGUAAGGAUUCGAGAAUCUUCAUUUGCAACAUAUCGUAGUGAUUAUGUUUCACUCAACUCUUUUUGUAGACUUCUGCCAAUAUAUAUCUCAGUCAUCUUGUUGUUGCUCUGCGAACAAAUGGGAAGUGAAAUAUCACAAGUAUCAUUUGUAUCAUUUAAUUCAUUUCAAAAGAAAUUUUAAUGAAGACUUAUUUCGUAGUAAAACCGUACAGAUCAACUCAAGAAAUUUUAUUUACCCCUAAUCCAGUUUAGUACGAUUGGCGGUUGCGAAAUAAUUGCACAUAAAAUGGAACUAAUUGCCUUACCUUAUCCCAAUAUUCGUACGUGAAGUUAGUCAUUACAUUUCUAUGAAUUUUGGCAGGUUAUGGUCAUGUAAUUCAGUUGCAUAUAUGCACUACUCAGACCGAAAAUAAUAAAAGGGUAAAAGGGCGUUAGUCUGUCUUCCGUUGUACAUUAGGUGAAGGUGGGAGACUGCUAGAUCCCAACUUAUCUUGCGUUUGGUUCAGUGAGUGGUUCAUGGGUGUGGGUGAAGCGUCGAUAAUUUAAGCGACAUUUAGACAGGUGUCUAGGGACCCAUAGUAUCGUAAAAGUAUCAGAGCUUUGUUUUUCUCAGCUAUCCUUUCAAAGGAUAUAUCAAGACAUGUCAGUUUACGCAACAAAGCGACAGGAAUUCUUUUCACCUAAAUGUGAUCUAA